Carassius auratus (goldfish) is the source of this 1454-nucleotide messenger RNA. Its product is annotated as synapse differentiation-inducing gene protein 1-like. Bases 636 to 965 code for a protein of 109 amino acids. Lineage: Eukaryota; Metazoa; Chordata; Actinopteri; Cypriniformes; Cyprinidae. The record is from RefSeq and is a predicted model, not a curated record. The transcript is spliced from 2 exons. Gene Ontology annotation, cellular component: membrane.
GAUUGAACAGACGCUAUUGGAAGAGAGCUGAACUGGAUGAUGACAUCACUGAAUCAAUAAACUGACCUUAGCUGGAAAAAUGACUAUUUGUUAAUGUCCUACUGCAUUACUGACAAACCAUUUUCCUGUUUGACACUGUAAAGCUGCUUUGACACAAUCAGUAUUGUUUAAAGCGAUAUACAAAUAAAGUUGAAUUGACUUGACUUUACAUGAGUUCAUGUGUAGGCCUAGUGAGGAAUGAUUUGGCCACAAAAAAAAAAAAAAAACACUAACCCAUGUUGUAAUGGGUAAAUGGAACGGAAUGCUGACAAGAGGAAAAAGAUUAAAAAGGGGAAGAUUCACUUCCACUAGGUCCAAAAAAUAUGCUGUGAUGAAACAAACCUCUUAACCCACCUGAUAUUUCAUUUAUUUCAUAUGAGUAAGCGUAAAACCACAACUUGGUGUCUGCAGUCUCACAGUAUAAUUGAAACGGGUUAAGUUCAUGUCACUCCUCCCCUAAAACCUACAACUCACCUCUCAUUUGUCAGCUAACUUCAGAACAGAAAAGACUGAACCUGAGAACAGUAAUACAUACAUUGCUGCAGACUCCAAGGCAGAAAGAAAAUUACAAUCAAAAUCCAAUAAUCUACUCUCAAAUGGAUCGCAGCCAGCCUUUCAGUCACACACGUCCAUAUCCAGGACAGUCUGGGGUCACUGUACAGCCUCCAGUUUUUGUGACCACUGCUCCACUGGCCAGACCAGUGCCAGAUCACUUGGGCUACUCCAUCUUCACCUUUCUGUGCUGCUGUUUUCCUCUGGGCAUUGCUGCAAUAGUUUUCUCCUGCUUUACUCGAGAUGCCAUCUACUCAGGACAGCAAGAAUUAGCAAAGAAGCAUUCCAAAACAGCGCUCAUGCUGAAUCAUAUCGGCCUUGGGAUUGGCUUGGUUAUUAUUGUAUUGAUUAUUAUCAACCACAUGAUGAAAUGAAGAUAAAAGCUUUUAGAGCUGAAAUGGCUGGAAGCAUCUUAAAAACAGAUUUGUUUUUCUUUAUUUUAAAUGUUACUUGUUCAAUUUAUAAUUAUUCUUAUGCUUUUAGGCUGAUUAUUCUAUGUUUAAACCAAGGCUACCAUGCAGUUUUCUGUUCUCUUUACUUCUAAAAUGUUUUGUUUAGACUUUUGGCUCAUUUUAAAUAUAUUGUGUGCAGCUGUGCUUGUUUGAUUCAGUGAUCAACCAACCAACCAAGUUUUAGUCAAAUACAGUACUCAAAUCAGAAAGUGCAUUAUGGGAACACCAGUAUCAGAAAAGUUGAGUAGAUUUUACUCAAUAUAAAAUUGCUUUUUUUAUUGCCUGAACUAACUUUUUCAUGUAGAAAUUAAACUUGUUUUUCUGUAGUAUUUACUUCACCACAGAAUCAUUUUUAUCAGUGUAGCAUGGAGUGCUGACAGAAAGAAAACUAGUUUGGUAUGAUGGCUAGAA